Molecule: messenger RNA, 3491 nt
Organism: Pipistrellus kuhlii (Kuhl's pipistrelle)
Lineage: Eukaryota; Metazoa; Chordata; Mammalia; Chiroptera; Vespertilionidae
Gene: IARS2
Product: isoleucyl-tRNA synthetase 2, mitochondrial
Exons: 23
Coding region: 106-3150 (1014 amino acids)
Biological process (GO): isoleucyl-tRNA aminoacylation
Cellular component (GO): cytosol
Molecular function (GO): aminoacyl-tRNA deacylase activity; ATP binding; tRNA binding
Source: RefSeq, a predicted model, not a curated record
UGCGUACUCCCUCUCGACUCGCGAGGUUUCGCUGGAGUCCCAGUUUCCCGGUCCCGGGUGGGAGCCGAGGCCCCGGCGAUCCCCGGGAGCUUGGGGCGGCCCGGCAUGCGUUGGGGGCUGCGACCUCGCGGGCCGGGGCCGGGGCCGGGGGCCCUGGCCGCCGCCUGGAACCUGUGGGGGCCGCCCCGCCUCCCCUGUCGCCCCGGGUGGCGGGGGGCGACCCGGGGGCUGGUGGCGCGCUCGGUCGCCGGGGCCAGUAACCAGCUGCAGAAGGCGAGCGACGGCAAGUACCGGGACACGGUGCUGCUGCCGCAGACCAGCUUCCCCAUGAAGCUGCUGGGCCGCCAGCAGCCCGACACGGAGCUGGAGAUCCAGCAGAAAUGUGGAUUUUCAGAACUUUAUUCGUGGCAGAGAGAAAGAAAAGUCAAAACAGAAUUUUGUCUUCACGACGGACCUCCUUAUGCAAAUGGUGACCCUCAUGUUGGACAUGCUUUAAAUAAGAUUUUGAAAGAUAUAGCCAAUCGAUACCAUAUGAUGAAAGGCUCCAACAUCCACUUUGUGCCUGGCUGGGACUGCCAUGGGCUACCCAUCGAAGUGAAAGUCCUAUCGGAGCUCGGUGGGAAAGCUCAGAAUCUGUCAGCGAUGGAGAUCAGAGAGAAAGCCAGGUCAUUUGCCAAAGCAGCAAUUGAGAAACAGAAGUCGGCAUUUAUUCGGUGGGGAAUUAUGGCAGACUGGGACAAUUGCUACUAUACGUUUGACGGCAGUUACGAAGCCAAACAGUUGAGAAUUUUCUACCAAAUGUACGACAAGGGCCUGAUUUACCGGUCUUACAAACCUGUGUUUUGGUCUCCCUCAUCGAGGACAGCCUUGGCUGAAGCUGAACUGGAGUAUAACCCCCAGCACGUCAGUCGCUCCGUGUAUGUAAAAUUCCCUCUCUUGAAACCUGCUCCCAAGUUGGCGUCUCUCUUAGACGGUUCCUCUCCCGUUAGUAUUUUAAUCUGGACCACACAGCCAUGGACGAUUCCAGCGAAUCAGGCUGUUUGCUAUAUGCCAGAUGCAAAGUAUGCCCUUGUGAAAUGUUCCACGUCUGGAGAGCUGUACAUACUGGCUGAAGACAAAGUGACAUUUGUGGCUUCUGCUUUGAAAACAACAUAUGAGGUUAUUUCAACAUUUUCAGGUGCCGAUUUGGAAAAUGGUACUUGCUCUCAUCCUUUACUUCCUGAUAAAGUCUCUCCUCUUCUCCCUGCAAAUCAUGUGACCAUGACCAAAGGGACGGGACUAGUUCACACAGCCCCCGCUCAUGGUAUGGAAGAUUACAGUGUAGCUUCCCAACACAACCUGUCCACGGAUUGUUUAGUGGAUGAAGAUGGCGUUUUCACAGCAGCUGCAGGGCCUGAACUUCAAAACAAGGCUGUCCUUGACGAGGGGACGGAUGUGGUUAUAAAGAUGCUUCAGGCUUCAAAGAAUUUGUUGCUAGAGGAGAAAUUGGAACACAGUUAUCCCUACGACUGGAGGACUAAGAAGCCAGUGGUUAUUCGUGCCAGCAAGCAGUGGUUUGUAAACAUCUCGGAGCUCAAGGCCACAGCCAAGGAAUUGUUAAAAAAGGUGAAAUUCAUUCCUGGAUCAGCCCAGAAUGCCAUGGUUGAAAUGAUGGACAGGCGGCCAUAUUGGUGUAUUUCCAGGCAAAGAGUGUGGGGUGUUCCGAUUCCCGUGUUCCAUCAUAAGACAAAAGACGAAUUCUUGAUCAACAGCCAGACCAUCGAGCACCUCGCUAAGCUGGUGGAGGAGCAUGGCAGUGAUGUUUGGUGGACUCUGCCCCCUGAGCAGCUCCUUCCAAAGGAAGUCUUAUCUCAGGUCGGUGGGCCCGACGCGCUGGAGUACGAGCCGGGCCGGGACAUCCUAGACAUCUGGUUUGACAGUGGGACCUCCUGGGCCUGCGUGCUGCCAGGUACGGACCAAACAGCAGAUUUAUACUUGGAAGGAAAAGACCAGCUCGGCGGGUGGUUUCAGUCUUCCUUAUUAACAAGCGUAGCCGUGAGGAAAAGAGCCCCUUUUAAGACAGUGGUGGUCCAUGGGUUCACCCUUGGAGAAAAGGGAGAGAAGAUGUCCAAGUCUCUAGGGAAUGUCAUUGAUCCUGAUGUUGUCAUCAAUGGAGGAAAAGACCAAAGCAAAGAGCCUCCUUACGGUGCCGACGUCCUCCGCUGGUGGGUCGCCGAGUCCAACGUCUUCGCCGAGGUGACCCUGGGCCCCUCCGCGCUGAACGCCGCCCGAGAGGACAUCUCCAAGCUCAGGAACACACUCCGCUUUCUUUUGGGGAACGUGGCUGAUUUCAACCCGGAGACCGAUUCCGUCCCCGUGGACAAGAUGUACGUCGUGGACCAGUACGUGCUGCACUUGCUGCAGGGCUUGGCCAGGAAGAUCGACGAUUCCUAUAAACAGUAUGAUUUCGGGAAAGUCAUUCGGCUGUUACAAGCCUUUUACACCCGAGAACUUUCCAACUUUUACUUCAGCAUAAUCAAGGACAGGCUCUACUGUGAGAAGGCAAGCGAUCCCAAGCGCCGCUCCUGCCAGACCGCGCUGGCGGAGAUCCUGGAUGUCCUGGCCCGCUCCUUCGCGCCCAUCCUCCCUCACCUGGCCGAGGAGGUGUUCCAGCACGUGCCUUACAUUCAAGAACCCAAGAGUGUCUUCCGCACGGGCUGGACCACCACCAGCUCCGUCUGGAAGAAGCCGGGGCUGGAGGAAGCGAUGGAGAGCGCGUGCGCCAUGAGGGACUCGUUCCUCGGGAGCAUCCCAGGCAAGAAUGCCGCCGAGUACCAGGUGACCAUCGUCAUCGAGCCGGGGCUGCUUUUCGAGAUCAUCGAGAUGCUGCAGUCGGAGGAGACGUCCAGCACCUCCCAGCUGAAUGAACUCAUGAUGGCUUCCCAGACCACACUCCUCUCCCAGGACGCACCCAACAUGCCUGCCGACACCACUGAGCUGAAAGGGACCUUCCUCAUCAACCUGGAAGGUGGCGACAUCCGGGAGGAGUCAGAGUAUAAGGUGAUCGUCACGCCCACGACCAAAGAGAAGUGCCCUCGCUGCUGGAAGUUCACGGCCGAGUCCUCGAACACACUCUGUCCCCGCUGCGCUGACGUCGUCGGGGGGAAGUAGUGCCUCGCGCUCCGCGGACAGCUGCUCCCGGCCCGGCCCGGCAGGCCUGGCCGCGGGUCAGGUGGACUGUUUACAACCCCGGGGAGCAACGCUAGGUGGAGGGUGAGCGCCAGAGUUAAGGGAGCUAAGGUUUCCUAUCGCUGGAUAAACAGUGUGUACACACCUGCAGAGUCGUAUGUGCAGAUGGGGACUGGGGUAUCCAGGGUGGACUCGCUCAGAACACGGGCACUGAGUCCGCUUACCUUCAAGUGAGCUGAGCAGGAAACGUUUUAUAUUGUACAAAUCUUCCUGACUCAGCACUCAGGCUGUACAGUGUCGACAAAUAAAGGCAUUCUGGAAAA